Tetrahymena thermophila SB210 is the source of this 357-nucleotide messenger RNA. RefSeq lists its product as hypothetical. NCBI's taxonomy places the organism in Eukaryota, Ciliophora, Oligohymenophorea, Hymenostomatida, Tetrahymenidae. The record is from RefSeq and is a predicted model, not a curated record. The transcript has a single exon.
AUGUAAAAAAAAUGUGUAAAAUCAAAGAAAUUUGUUGAUGAAAAGUAACACGUUUCAUAUGUGUAGAGAUUAAUGAAUAAAAAAUAUUUUGUUUACAUCUUACAAGAUGAUAUAGAUUGCAAAGACAAAAAAUUUGAAUUAAUGUGCUAAGAGUUAAACAGCUUAGGUAUAGAGCUUCUUAUUUUAUAGCUCAACAAACUGUCAUCUUUACAAGAAUAAAAGGUUUCCUAGCAUUAUUUUAAAGAUCAAAUCGUUGUGAGAUAUUUUUAUGAUGAAAAUAAGAUAGCAGAAUACCUUUACAAUUAGAGAGAAACAUAUAAAUUUAGAUAAUUUCCUUUAAUUUAUGAAUAAUAUUGA